GAACUUAUAAGAUAAUUUGAAAUGAAGACAAUUUAUUUGAUGAAAAUUUAGAAUUAGAAUAUUAAUUAAAUUAUGGCAAAAAACAAAAGCAAGGCUGUGCAUGCAAUCAAAAUUAAACAUAAUGCUCCUUUUAGUUAAAAGAUUAAAAAGAAGGAGUAGAAAGGAUAAAAGUAAAGGAAAGUUGGAGGAUUUAAAUCGUUAGCAAAAUUUGAUGUGAGUAGAAUUAAGAAUAAAGAGAAAAGAAUUUAAAUCUUGGAGAGAAAAUAGAAUGAAUAGAAAAAAACUAAGAAAAUGGAAAGAAAAGAAAAAGAUGCAAAUCCUGACAGAGAAAAAUUGGGUCCAUUGACAAUUGAUGAUAAAAGAGAAAUUGAUGAAAAUUUUGUUUUUGAUGAAGAUGAUUAAGACGAAUUAUAAAAUGAAGAAUUAAUUGAUGAAUUCUAAAAUUAUUUUUAAGAAGGUUAAGAUCCAAAAAUUAUAAUCACUACAAGUGAGAGACCUUCUAGAUAAUUAUUCGAUUUUUUAAAGGAUGUUAAAGAUGUUUUCGGACCAGAAACACAUUAUUGGCCUCGUAAAUAAUUUUCACUCAAAGAAAUAUAAGAGUAUUCCAUUAACAAAGGAUAUACAGAGUUAUUAGUAUUUAGAGAACACAGAAAAGAAGUCAGUUAAUUAAUUUAUGUGCAUUUACCAAAUGGACCAACCUAUAAGUUUAAAUUGACCAACUAUACACCCUGUGAUGAAAUCCAUCAUCAUGGUAGAUUCACUGAUCACAAUCCUGAGUUGAUUCUCAAUCAUUUUAACACUAAAGUAGGUAGAAGAGUAGGAAGGGGUUUGGCUGCUCUCUUCCCUUCUAAACCUCAAUUUAGAGGCAGAAGGGUUGUGACUUUCCAUAAUCAAAGAGAUUUCAUCUUCUUUAGACAUCAUAGAUAUAUGUUUUAAGAGGAAGGAUAAAAAGUGGCCUUACAAGAGUUAGGCCCUAGAUUUACCCUUUAAUUGAAAUAACUUAAAUUGGGUUUGUUCAAUGAUGAUGGAGAAAUAGAAUUUGAAGCUAGAGAUGAUUACUAUGUAAAAAGAACUGCUGCUUUUUUAUGA
Paramecium octaurelia is the source of this 1089-nucleotide messenger RNA. The record is from the annotation of a GenBank genome assembly. Lineage: Eukaryota; Ciliophora; Oligohymenophorea; Peniculida; Parameciidae.